This is a messenger RNA of Lachancea lanzarotensis, 1269 nucleotides long. RefSeq names its product LALA0S10e02586g1_1. Gene Ontology annotation, cellular component: peroxisomal membrane. The transcript has a single exon. The record is from RefSeq and is a predicted model, not a curated record. The coding region runs from base 1 to 1269 and encodes 422 amino acids. NCBI's taxonomy places the organism in Eukaryota, Fungi, Ascomycota, Saccharomycetes, Saccharomycetales, Saccharomycetaceae. Gene Ontology annotation, biological process: regulation of peroxisome size; peroxisome fission.
AUGGACUCGUCGGGAUUCUCUGGGUUUUACACGUCUCAAGGACUGGUAGACGAGUUUAAGAUGUUACAGGAUAACUUGCCCAUCACACUUCGAGAAAAAGGUACAAGUUCCUACAGCGAUGGUGAACACGAUACCGACAACGAUACUGAUAACGAACGUUUCGGUACUGUGCAAAUCGUCAAUAGUAAUGGGAAACAGCCGUUGCAACAACCCAUAGAUGUGACGUUGCCGGAUUCCAAGAGUCGAGAUGCAGCUGUGGUGUUGAAAAAUAUCGAUAUUCUAAAGGCGAUUUUCGAUACUCUGAGUGGCAAAGAUAAACUAGCCAAGAUUUUGAAAUACGUGCUGGAUCUGCUGACCCUGUUUGUGGGCCGGAGUCGCACCAUUAUCACCACAUGGGACCCGCAAGUGCUCCGACACUAUUCGAAAGUGCUUUCGCAGCUGAACUUGCGUCUGGCACCCAAACACCCGAUCACAAUAGUCAAGAUCCUCACGGUCGCAUGUCUGCAGAACUUCGAGUCCCGUGCUUCGCUCAUAAGUACAAGUCUUAGUCUCUUUCGCCAAAUUCUGAGAUUUGGUGGCACACCUUUCCGGGUUGCGUCUAUGGGCCAAAAGAUCGGCUCUACCGUGCAACAAAUCACAACCGCCAAGGAACUGAGCUUGUCACAGUCCAGAAGAUCAACUAGUAGUAUAGCCGUGGCCGUCAUCAACAAAGUUUGGGUUAACGAAAGCUCGCUUACCGAUUUCCUUGAUUUAUACUACGGUAUCAUGGACGAACUGGCAUUGCUUCACAAAUUUAAGGUUUGGAACCAUGCAGCGUUCUUUCGGUGGGUGUCCAAACACGAGGCUUUAUCGUGGUACUACGAUAUCAUGCUGGGACUCAAGAAAAAUUGGGUCUCGCUUCGAGAUCUGAACCGCACGCAGCUCGAGCUCGAGAUUCAGAUCCAAGUCAAAGAACGCGCCCUCGAGCUUUCCACCAGACUGCACGACAGAGCCGCUUCGCCUAUAAAACAACAGCUGCUGCAAGACUUGCACGCCUCGAGUACCGGUAACGCACCCACACUUGAACGGAUUCAAGAGUUGGAACGGCAACGUAAAACCAUCAUUCUAGAUCUUGUCAGGCUUACAUUUGAUUUUCUUGCGGAUACAACAGACGUCUUCAACCUCAAGACGCCGCCUGGCACCUACGCUGCAUUAUCUCUAGUGUCGGGUCUCACAGGUUUUGCCAAGCUGUGGGGAAACGCUAAGAAAGAAUUGUCUUAUACUGCCUAA